GCGUCUUCUCCCACCUUAGUACCACAAGAAAAUGAGGGCUCCGAAUAACCGUAAAGCUCUAAAGUGCAGUGCAACCAGUGCUAACACCGGUAAUAGUACGUAAUCAUCGUUAUAAUUUUGAUUCAAUUGUUGAACUACACAAUAAAUGCACAGAAUCCCUUCUAACUUAACAAAUACAUUUUUUUUUCUGGUUGAAAAAAUUUUUUUUUAAUCGACAAAAUGGAAGUUCGCCGUGGCCAACGAGCUGGCAGUAGAAGAAUCAAAUUCGGGGGCUACAAUUUUCAUAGAGAUUCGAGGUACAACGGAGCGAUCCAACGAUACGUAUGUGCUGAUAGGACUACUGAAGCUCGAUGCCGAGUAAAAUUAUGGCGAUUUGGCAACGAUGAACCAGUAGUUGUUGGUGAACAUUUCCAUCCGCGACCAACAAUUGAUGAGCGCUCAGAAGUAAUAAACAGACUGCGACAGAGAGCAAUGCUCGAUAAUUCCCUACCUAAUGUGGUAGUAGAUGGAGUAUUCAGAGGGUUACCAAUGGCGAGAGCACUCGAAAUGCGGCCAGAAGCCGCAAGACGACACGUUCACCGGGAAAGACGUUUACAUCAACCCCCAAUCCCAAGAACCUUUCAUGCGCUUGGUGACAUGCUAAUUGCUUAUCCUGCCGUUGAAGGUAUUUUUUGCGGGACAAGAGUCGCCACAGACGGAUCCGAGGUGCACAUAUUUGGUGCAAUGAAUAUGAUAAAUCGAUUAAACAACUGCACCGAGUUGUACAUUGAUGGGACUUUUAGAACUGUACCAAGGACACCACGUGCUGCUCAAUUGUUGAUUGUUUUCAUGAAGAAAAUGGAUGUUGGAGUACCAGUGUUGUAUGUUCUGUGCAGCUCUCGUACCACGUCAAUGUACACUGCAGUAUGGGAUUUUAUCAUUGAAAGGGCGAAUAAUAUACAAAACAGCUUACAGUACGUGAUUACAGAUUUUGAGGCUGCAAUAAUUUCAUCGAUACGAGCGUCCUUUCCUUUAGCUCGGAUUCGAGGAUGCUGGUUGCAUUGUAUCAGGGCAAUGACACGGAAGUGGAAUAAUCUGAGACUUCCUCGUGAUGGAAAUGAUGAGACAUUACGAGAGGCUUGGGCAUUGCCUUUAAUUCCAGCGGAACGAUUUCAGGAGGCUAUAAAUAUUAUUAUUCAAACGUCGGAACAAAUUGAACAAGAGCAUGAAAAUGUUGUCAUGUUCAUUUAUUAUUUAAUUAGACAGUGGUUACCUCUCGCGGACAUCGUUUCUGUUUGGAAUUCACCCUGGCGAACGAAUAACUUUGCAGAAGCUUUCAAUCGCCAUUUAAUGGCACGGCUAAACGGAGAAUAUCCUUCAUUAUUCACUUUCUUAUCGCAACUAAAAAAUAUUAUCCAGGAUAUGGAAAUUCAAUGGCAACGUCUCGAUGCGGGAAUAGAUUUAAAUCGCAAUCGCCGAUCAGUCCAGCAAAAUCAUGACAUCCGCAUUCGUAAUCUCCAAGCUGGUUUGAAUUCUGGAAGGUUUACAUUACGAGAAUUUCUGACUUCUGUUGUAAAUCAAGAUUUACAUCAAUCAACGUUGUUGAUCAUCGGUAGAAAUGAACGUGAUGAGCUCCUACAAGGCUUAGGUUUCAACAUUGAAAACUUAAACCUUCAAGAUCCAAUAAGAGAUAUAAAUUAAGGUGUGUCGAGUAGACUGGGCCAAAAAAAUUGACUAUUUUUUUUUUGUCAUUCUGAAUAAUAUUAUCGAUAUAGCUUAGAGAAAAAAAUAGUCAAUUUUUUUGGCCCAGUCUAGUGUCGAGAGUACUUGAGUCGUCAUAAAGAUUUUCGACGUUUAAAGUAUCUGUUUUCGACAUUUUUUUUUUAUCAAUUUUUGUUUUUUAAUAUUUGCACUGUCGCAAAUUUUACAAUUACUAUCGAUUUAUCAUCGUAAAUAAAAAAAAAUAAAAUGAUAAAAACGUAGAAGCAAAAAUUUAAACGAAUAAAAAGAAAAUAAUUAAAAAAAAAAUUUAUCAAGAAUUAGAUUAAGACUAAGAUGAUAAAUGACGCUAGCAAUACGGGGUUUUUAUUAAUCAUUUUUGUAAUAGCUGGGGUUUAUAUUAAAAUAUGUUUAUGUAAAAGUUUAGGCUAACGUUUUUGAAUAUUUUUCAAUAACCAAAAGUUUAAAAAAAUAUUUUUUUAAUAUAAAAUAUAAACGUUAAGUAAGAAUUAUAUGAAAUUAAGAAGAUUCUCAUACAUUGUGCCCCUCACUUCUUAAAAAUAUGAAAUUACUUUCAACCGUCAUUAUCGAAUUAAAAUUUAAUUAAUAUAUUUCAAAAAAAUUGAAAUCGUAAUUGAAAAAAGGACAACUUAGUAGCGAUUCCGUCGAGAUAUUGAUUUAAAAAAAAAAGAAAUUACUUACAGAUGUUAUCAAUUAGGAGUUCUACAAAACUCGUUGACUCAAUUUUAUGUAAAAAACUUUCAAAUUUGAAUUAUAAAAUCGACAUGAAGAUUUUACUUAAAUUUAUUUGACGAAUUAUGUUCAAGUGCCGAUUGAUAUCAACUGUAAGUAAUUUUUUUAAAUCUAUAUCUCAGCGACAUUACAACUACGUUGCCCUUUUUUCAUUUAAUGCUUUCAUUUUUUUUUAAUUAAUUAAUAAAAUUUUUAUAUGUUGAUGACAGUUGAGUAAUUAAAAACUUGUAAGAAGUGAGGGGCAAUGUCUGAAAUUGACCUUAAAUCCUGAAGAAAAUUUUUUAAUUUAAAUACAAAUACUCAAAUUUCUAAAAUGUCUUAAAUUUGUAAGUUUAAUGCAACAAAUUCUUUUGGAAUUUGGUAGUUUCUAGUUUUUUAAUAUCAAAUGAAAAAUUUUUUUUUUAAUUCCUGUUAAAAAACGUAUGUAAUUUGACUGAUCAGUGUGACCUAAGGAGUAGUUGAGGGUGACCUGUAUCACAUGAUUAUAUUCUUAUUUUCAAUUUUUGGGAUGGUUAUAAAAAUUUGUUUACAUAAAUGUACAAGAAAAUUUAAAUGAUAUUAAAAUAUAAAAAAACUUUUGUUAUUUUUUAAUAAAAAAAAAAAUUAGUCUAAUUUCAGUAAUGUCUUAAAUUUAUAAGUUCAAAACAACGCAUUCUUUUGGAAUUUUGUAGUUUCUAGUAUUUUAAGGUCAUUCUCAGACAGUGCCCCCCACUUUUUAAAAAUUUUGAAUGACUUUCAACUGUUGUAAGCAUAUCAAAUUUUUAUCAAUUAAUUAAAAAAAUAUUAAAGCAUUAAAUGAAAAAAGGUCAACGUAGUUGUAAUGUCGCUGAGAUAUAGAUUUAAAAAAAAAUUAUUUACACUUGAUAUCAAUUAGGAGUUAAACAAAAUUCGUUAAAUAAAUUUUCGUAAAAUCGUCCUGUCAAUUUUAUCAUUCGAAUUUUUAAAUUUUGUGGGCUAAAAUUUAUUCAACAAAUUUCGUUUAACUCCCAAUUGACAUCAAUUGUAAGUAAUUUUUUUAAAAUUCUAUAUCUCAACGAAAUUACGACUAUAGUAACGUUGUCCUUUUUUCAAUUAAGUUUUUAAUUUUUUUUUAAUUGAUUAAUAAAAUUUUAAUACGGUUAUGACAGUUGAAAGUCAUUGCAUACUUUUAAAAAGUGUGGGGCACUGCCUGAGAAUGCCCUUAAUAUCUAUUGUCUUUUUUUUUUUUAUUUUUCGUAAAAAAUUAAAAAAAUUUUUUCUUUAAACGAUUUAUUCAUUAACUUAAUGAUGAAUAAAUAAGUUAUUAAUAAAUGACGAUAUUCACACGUGAAAAAUGUUCAUUACAAUACUACAUUUCUGUAAAUCAACAUAUGUAACAGCCAUGUCUACCAUAUCAUCAUCUUCGUUAUUUAAAUUAC
Microplitis mediator is the source of this 3848-nucleotide messenger RNA. RefSeq lists its product as uncharacterized. The record is from RefSeq and is a predicted model, not a curated record. The transcript has 10 exons. NCBI's taxonomy places the organism in Eukaryota, Metazoa, Arthropoda, Insecta, Hymenoptera, Braconidae. The coding region runs from base 220 to 1680 and encodes 486 amino acids.